CCUCCUUCCUCCCCCCCCCCUCCCCCGCCGGCCUCCCCUCCCCUGUGAGAGGGGAGGGAGGGCCAAGAUGGCGGCCGGCAGUUAGAGAGCGGCGGGGCCGGCGGCGGGCACUGCGGGGAGCGGCCGCGGCGGGACCGGGAGCGAGACGCGAGCGAAGAUGGUGGAGCCAGGACAAGAUCUGUUGCUUGCUGCUUUGAGUGAGAGUGGAAUCAGUCCAAAUGAUCUAUUUGAUAUUGACUCUCCGGACGUGGUUCUUGCAAAUCCAGCUCCAACUCCAGCUGUUCAGCAGUCAGUGCCACUUAGUGCAUUAGAGCUAGGCUUGGAAACCGAGGCCACAGCUGCUGUGAAACAAGAACCAGAGACAGUAUCAACUCCAGCCUUAUUAAAUGUUCGGCAACCACCAUCCACCACAACCUUUGUGCUGAAUCAAAUAAAUCAGCUUCCAACUUUGGGGACUACAAUAGUGAUGACAAAAACAACACCUGUUACAACCACAAGGCAGACUAUUACUGUAGCAAAAAUCAUUCAGACCAGCACGACUACUCGACCCUCAGUUGCAGCACCAGCAGUACGGAAUGCCUUGACCACUGCACCAUCGAAGGACCAGAUUCAGCUGAAAGAUCUUCUGAAGAAUAAUAGUCUUAAUGAACUAAUGAAAUUGAAGCCACCUCCUAACAUUGCCCAACCAGUGGCAACAGCAGCAAACAUAAUUGUAGUUCCUAAGGUGGUAAAUGCCACCAGACCAGCUGAUCUAAGCAAUGGUGCAGUGAAGAAGGAGGCUUCCACAAAAGAGGUAGCAAGAAUAUGGAUAAACGAUAUUAAAAUGAGGAGUUUUUCACCAACUAUGAAAGUGCCAGCAGUAAAAGAGGAGGAGGAACCUGAGGAAGAAGAUGAAGAAGAAAUGGGCCAUGCAGAAACUUACGCUGAGUAUAUGCCAAUAAAAUUAAAAAUUGGUCUACGUCAUCCUGACCCGGUAGUGGAAACCAGCUCCUUAUCCAGUGUAACUCCUCCUGAUGUGUGGUACCAGACAUCGAUAUCAGAAGAAACAAUUGAUAAUGGCUGGCUGUCAGCUUUGCAACUUGAAGCGAUCACUUAUGCAGCCCAGCAACAUGAAACAUUCCUGCCCAAUGGAGACAGAGCUGGAUUCUUGAUAGGUGAUGGUGCUGGUGUAGGAAAAGGAAGGACCAUAGCUGGGAUAAUCUAUGAAAAUUACUUGUUAGGCAGAAAAAGAGCAGUCUGGUUUAGCGUGUCGAAUGAUCUGAAAUACGAUGCUGAAAGAGACUUGAGAGAUAUUGGAGCAAAAAACAUUUUGGUUCAUUCAUUAAACAAGUUCAAGUAUGGGAAGAUUUCUUCCAAACACAAUGGAAGCGUGAAGAAGGGUGUCAUUUUUGCCACAUAUUCCUCUCUUAUUGGUGAAAGUCAGUCUGGUGGUAAAUACAAGACCAGAUUAAAGCAGCUUCUUCACUGGUGUGGUGAAGACUUUGAUGGAGUUAUUGUAUUUGAUGAGUGUCAUAAAGCCAAGAAUCUGUGUCCUGUUGGUUCAUCAAAACCGACAAAAACAGGUCUGGCUGUACUGGAACUUCAAAAUAAACUUCCAAAAGCUAGGGUUGUUUAUGCUAGUGCCACAGGUGCAUCUGAGCCAAGAAAUAUGGCAUACAUGAACCGUCUUGGAAUAUGGGGUGAAGGAACUCCAUUUAGGGAAUUCAGUGACUUUAUUCAGGCUGUCGAAAGAAGAGGUGUUGGUGCCAUGGAAAUAGUUGCUAUGGAUAUGAAACUGAGAGGAAUGUACAUAGCUAGACAGUUGAGUUUUUCAGGUGUAACUUUCAAAAUUGAUGAAGUUCUGCUUUCACAGGAAUAUGUUAAAAUGUACAAUAAAUCUGUGAAACUGUGGGUCUGUGCUAGAGAAAGAUUUCAACAAGCAGCUGAUCUUAUUGAUGCAGAACAACGAAUGAAAAAGUCUAUGUGGGGUCAAUUUUGGUCAGCUCAUCAGAGGUUUUUCAAGUACCUUUGCAUAGCAUCUAAAGUGAAGAGGGUGGUGCAGCUGGCUCGGGAAGAAAUCAAGAAUGGGAAAUGUGUUGUUAUUGGCCUGCAGUCAACAGGAGAAGCAAGGACGCUAGAAGCUUUGGAGGAAGGUGGUGGUGAACUGAAUGACUUUGUUUCUACAGCAAAAGGAGUAUUCCAGUCUCUUAUUGAAAAGCACUUUCCAGCUCCUGACAGGAAGAAACUGUUUAGCUUGUUGGGAAUUGACUUGACUGCUCAAAGCAACAACAAUUCACCCAGAGACAGCCCUUGCAAGGAGAACAAAAUAAAGAAGCGGAAAGGUGAAGAAGUAAGCAGAGAAGCCAAAAAAGCUCGUAAAACAGGUGGCCUUGCGGGUAGCAGCUCUGAUGAGAGUGAAAGUGAAUCUGAUGCUUCAGACAAUGAAGAAAGUGACAAUGAGAGCCUCAGAUAUAUGAGUUCUGGAGAUGAUGAUGACUUCAACCCAUUCAGAGAUGAAUCCAGUGAAGAUGACGAAGACGAUCCCUGGCUAAUUAGAAAAGAGCAUAAAAAAAAUAAAGACAAGAAAAAGAAGAAAAGUAUAGACCCGGAUUCUAUUCAAAGUGCCUUAUUAGCUUCUGGUCUUGGCUCAAAACGACCUAGCUGUUUUACUUCCAGUGUUGGUACCACUACUUCUAGCACCAACACAUCAGCAAACAGUAACACAAACAGCAGCUUUGUAACAAGUCAGGAUGCUGUUGAAAGGGCCCAACAAAUGAAGAAAGAACUGCUUGAUAAACUGGAAAAGCUGGCUGAAGAUCUUCCACCUAAUACACUGGAUGAGCUUAUAGAUGAACUGGGUGGUCCUGAAAAUGUUGCAGAGAUGACAGGCCGCAAAGGGAGAGUUGUGAGCAAUGAUGAUGGCAGCAUAUCUUAUGAGUCAAGAUCUGAACUUGAUGUGCCUGUUGAAAUUCUGAACAUCACAGAAAAGCAGAGGUUCAUGGAUGGAGAUAAGAACAUUGCCAUAAUCUCAGAGGCUGCCAGCUCUGGUAUCUCAUUGCAAGCAGACCGUAGAGCUAAGAAUCAGAGGCGGAGAGUUCACAUGACUCUGGAGUUGCCAUGGAGUGCGGAUAGAGCAAUACAGCAGUUUGGAAGAACUCACAGGUCCAAUCAAGUGACUGCUCCAGAGUAUGUAUUCCUAAUUUCUGAGUUGGCUGGAGAGCAAAGAUUUGCAUCCAUAGUUGCAAAAAGACUGGAAAGCUUGGGAGCCCUCACCCACGGUGACAGACGGGCUACAGAAACUCGAGACCUCAGCAGAUUCAAUUUUGACAACAAGUAUGGCAGGAAUGCUUUAGAGAUUGUUAUGAAAUCCAUUGUGAAUUUAGACUCCCCAAUGGUCUCUCCACCACCUGAUUUUCCUGGAGACUUUUUCAAAGAUGUUCGUCAAGGAUUGAUUGGUGUGGGCUUGAUAAAUGUAGAAGACAGAUCUGGAAUUCUAACACUUGAUAAAGAUUAUAACAACAUAGGAAAAUUUCUGAAUAGAAUUCUUGGUAUGGAAGUACAUCAGCAGAAUGCUUUAUUCCAGUACUUUUCUGACACGUUAAAUGCUGUUAUUCAAAAUGCUAAGAAGAAUGGAAGAUAUGAUAUGGGCAUCUUAGAUCUGGGCUCUGGGGAUGAGAAAGUAAGGAAGGCAGAUGUUAAGAAGUUUUUAACUCCCGGAUAUUCUACCUCUGGACAUGUAGAAUUAUACACAAUCAGCGUAGAGAGAGGAAUGUCUUGGGAUGAAGCAACUAAGCUCUGGGCAGAACAAACAGGUCCGGACGAUGGGUUUUAUUUAUCACUACAGAUAAGAAAUAACAAGAAAACCGCUAUUCUCGUGAAGGAAGUGAAUCCUAAAAAGAAGCUUUUUUUAGUAUACAGACCAAAUACUGGGAAACAGCUCAAACUAGAAACAUGUGCAGACCUGAAAAAGAAAUAUAAGAAGGUACCUUCUGAAGAUGCUUUACCACACUGGUUAGAGCAGUACAAUUCUUCUGCAGACACCUGCACACAUGCGUAUUGGAGAGGCAAUUGUAAGAAGGCAGGCUUGGGAUUAGUUUGUGAAGUGGGACUCCGCUGUCGAACUUACUAUGUCUUGUGUGGUUCAGUAUUGAGCGUCUGGACAAAAGUAGAAGGCGUUCUAGCCUCUGUGAGUGGUACAAAUGUGAAAAUGCAAAUAGUUCGUCUAAGAACAGAAGACGGUCAGAGGAUCGUAGGCUUGAUCAUUCCUGCAAAUUGUGUAUCGCCCCUUGUAAACCUCCUGUCGACGUCAGACCAGUCUCAACAGCUUGCAGUACAACAGCAGCAGAUAUGGCAGCAGCAUCACCCACAAAGCAUCACCAAUUUCAACAAUGCAUAAGAGGACAAACUACAGGUGUUGAUUUUGGUGUUUGAGGAAAAGGCUGUAAAAGCAUAUCACUUGCAUAAAAAUCAGGGACAGAUUCCAAAGAAAUAUAACUUUUUCAGUUCAGUUGUGUGCUCUCAAAUACUUUGGGAAAUAAAGAGAUCUAAAAAGGUUGGUAGAACUGAAAGCCAGCAGUUGUUCAUGGUGGUGCAUCUGUCUUUCCUUAUGCUCUCUGUAGUGCUUCCUGUUUGCUUUUACUUUUGGCCUUUUAAGCUACAAACCACAAUUUGUUUGAAAAUGCUUGAAAGUCCCCAAGCAGGCUUUAUUUUUAUCUUGUCAUACAGUGCUCAGGGUUUAACGCAGUGCAUCAAUGCCAUUGCUGUGGGAGAUAUCCUUGAAUGCAUGUAUUGAGUAUAUAUAUAGAAAAUAUAUAUUGGGUUUUUCUCUUCAAUUUAUAAGUUUAUAAAAGCAUGAAACCUAGAGGUUGCACAUCAUGCAUUCAGGUUCCUUCCCAGUUUCUGUUUGACAGUGCAUGUCUUUGGAAACGGGCAUGGACAGGAUAAAUACACGAGACAGGAAUUCAGAGAGAAACACAAUCUUAGUUGUACAGCAUUGGUUAUUGCAUUUUUAUAGUGUUUAUACCCAGGUGUUGCAUUUUUUCUGGUUCUCUCCUGGGGGUUAUAUAUUUGAGUCUACAACAUGUUCUUUUUGUGAUAAACAUCUUAAAUUAAAAUUAGUUCAUUUUUAAUGUAUUAAUGGUAUUCCUAAUGUGUACUGCAAAGAUGGCUGGAUGCCUAUUUUUCCUUAAAUUGAAGCAUUUCCUUAAUCCGAGGUGGUUAUGGAAACUUAAGUGCAAAUUCACUUCCAUCUCGCAUACAAUCUUAUAUUUUUUACUUCAUUAAUGUAAUUUAAUUUGUCACUUGUAAGAUGAAACCUUACUUGAGCUGUAAAUUAGAGAAUGGGAAACACUUGAGGGUUCCGCUGUAUGUGCUGUUUCUGUUACCCAGUAACUUGAAUACUGUUUAAUAUGUUGUAAGACAUUGUAGAGUUUAUCUGGAGCUGUUUAAAAGAAAUUGUAAUGUACAAAUGUGAAUAGUCACUUAUCUAUAAUAUGGGUAAGUUUUGUUUUGCCUAUAAUAGUAGAUGUUUAUAAGAAAGUGAAGGACAAUGUUUGUCAUUUCUUGCUUGCACAGGUUGCACUAUUGAAAAAUUGAGAUUGUAUAAACCUGUCCAAAAAAACUACAAGAUAAUGAUCUUGUAGAUGUCAAAUAAAAGUUAUUGUACUAACAAGAAGUGGAGUCUUGUUUAGGCAAUCACUGUAUUCCAAAAAAAAAAAAAAAAAAAAAAAACAACUAACAAGUCUUUACAAUUGGAAUUUACAGGACUUGGCAUGUUCUGGUCUGCUUUAACCAGGCUUCUGUCUUGCAGUCCAAAUAUUUCAGUUGAACUCAUUAGAGAGGCAAGAAGUAAACUGUAUUUAGACCUUGAUGCAGAUUUUAAAUAAGGGUCUCCUGCCAGAGCAGCAAUUUAUCGUAGCAUGUCACUUUGUAAACCUUCAGGGAGCCAGAUUCAAGUGUCUCAGUUUUUCCAUAAGUAAUGGGGCCAGAAGUUCCAUCACUGAAUUCAGGCUGAAGUGAGCUCCCUUGCAUGGAUUAUUUCACUUGAGGCUCUGUUAGUGCUACCAGUGCCAGCAUCCCCGUGCAGUAACGGUGCACGUGCUUGUUGUGGAAGGCAGUCACCUGCUCUCCUCUCGGCCUGCUCUCCUCAACUCCACAACCUGAAAUGGUCGGAACACAGUUCUGACAAACUGGAAAUACAGAUCCAGGAUAAAUUGGCAUGCAUGAUAUUGCUCUAGCACCUGCUACAUCUCUGUAAAGUACUUGUAAUGCAGGUGGUAGGUGUGUCUUGAGGUUUUUUUAAUCCUCUGGUAGAGAAGGGAAGCUUGCCUGAAUGCUGUGAUAUCAGGAGAAGCUGAUUAUGCAUUGGAAAACUCAAGACCACAGACAGGGUGUGGGGGAGGAUGUUCAUGUGCUAUGUACCCACCAUUGGAUGUAUUUGGCAUCCACUCCAGGAAAAGCAAUGGGAUUUUGAGAAGUAUGUUGACAGAUUACUAUUGCAACAGAUAGUGAACCAAAUUGCUAGUAACAGCAAGCUGUGUAUGUGGACUUCAGUUGUUUUUUAAUCAGUGUAGAAAUAACUUCUGUUCUGAGGGUGACAUGGUAUUUUCCAUCUUAAUCCUCAGUAAAAUGGAGUAGUAAAUACACGAGAUGUCCCUGCUGGUAGCGGCAGGGUGGAUUAGAUCUUUAAAGGCCACUUCCAACCCAAACCGUUCACACCCUCUUAAAUUUCCUGUAGACUUGUGUUACCUGGAGGAAAAAAUUAUACCAUACUAAAAGAGCUGUAAGAUUUGUUCCUAUUCCAGUACUGGGUUCCCCCUACUUGCUCUUCUUUGCAUGUUCUCUACCCACUUGCCACUCUCAGUUCCUUGGCUCUGUCAUUCUGUUACUAACACAGCUGCAUCCACAGCUCCAGAGUGUUGCAACAUCUGAAAGGUUAACUUUCCAAAGAAGGAAAGUUAGUCUUCAAGCUACAGAAAUAUACUCUCAAAAAUUCCUGCUAGAUCUUUUUAAUUAUUAUUAUUUGGUAAUACAUCCUUGUAUUAACUGCUGGUAACACUUGGGGAAGAAAAGGACUAUGAAUAGCACUAUGGAUGAGAUAAGGACAGGGACGUGUUAAUAUCUUGCAGCACUGCCUGUCAGAAAAACAUCCUCAAAGGGAGGAAAAAGGAGAGACCAAUUGUUACAUCGUAUAAAUAUAAGGCUAGAACUGUAUCUAUAUUUCUGUUACUUCUGGAACAACAGAACUGUUUCACAAAAAUCAGCAUCUGAAAUGGAUGUUAAAUUUAUAAAGGAUAGAUGCCUCUGAUAACAGAGGCAAGCCUAAAUGUAAGAUGCUGGUGGAAAUUCCUGUACUGGAUGAGUUCCGGAAGCACGCUGUAGAAGGGGAGGAUAUUUCUUUAAGCUGACUUGAGAAAUGAAGGGAUAAAAAACUUGGGUUUUCUUUUCUUAAAAUGUCCCUUGACAGCUACUGAAUAUUGACUUGUUAACUAGUUUCAUACUUAAGAUGUGUCUGACACAGCAAAUGCAGUUAUAACCCCCUAAAACCCACUCUGCACAGCAAGUUUUCGGAUUUUUUCCAAUUUCUGUGUGGUGUGUUAGGAAUAUACACCUCUCGUAAGGACUUAAAGUUCCCCAAAGAUGCUAGUUGUCUACUCAAUGUGUGGUAUUUUCUUUGUAAAUUAAGAAAGCUCUGCAACCUGUAAACAUUUGUCAAGUGAAUUAUCAAGGGGUUUUUGUAUUUUUCAGUUGCGUUUGGAAUAAGCUUCGUUCAGAUCCUAUUGCAGUCUGUACAUAUAUAGAAAGAAUAUGUAUGUAUAUAGAGAUGUUAAAGGCUACUGAAUUAAUGAAUGUAAAUAACUCUUGUUUUCCUUUGUGUGUUUUUUUCUUCAUGACCUUCCCAAGAUGUAUUCCUAUUUUCUCAACUUGCCAAAUAGGCAAUUUGUGUGUACUUUGAAAUAUAUAUAGCAUAUAUAAAACUUCCAAGGGAUGUCUGCAUACAU
Molecule: messenger RNA, 7979 nt
Organism: Anas platyrhynchos (mallard)
Lineage: Eukaryota; Metazoa; Chordata; Aves; Anseriformes; Anatidae
Gene: SBNO1
Product: strawberry notch homolog 1
Biological process (GO): regulation of DNA-templated transcription
Cellular component (GO): nucleus
Molecular function (GO): histone binding; chromatin DNA binding
Source: RefSeq, a predicted model, not a curated record